Messenger RNA from Toxorhynchites rutilus septentrionalis, 1676 nucleotides. RefSeq names its product E3 ubiquitin-protein ligase NRDP1 (gene elgi). The record is from RefSeq and is a predicted model, not a curated record. Bases 626 to 1573 code for a protein of 315 amino acids. Gene Ontology annotation, molecular function: ubiquitin protein ligase activity; metal ion binding. NCBI's taxonomy places the organism in Eukaryota, Metazoa, Arthropoda, Insecta, Diptera, Culicidae. Gene Ontology annotation, biological process: tumor necrosis factor-mediated signaling pathway; regulation of canonical NF-kappaB signal transduction; protein K63-linked ubiquitination. Gene Ontology annotation, cellular component: plasma membrane signaling receptor complex. The transcript is spliced from 5 exons.
UUGUUGGUUUCAUAUUUCUUUCGCAAGUGUCGAGGCGAGAGACGUUCGAACUCGAGACACGAUAAAUACAUGUUGUAAGCUGUCGCAGCUGAAGUGUGUGUAUUUCGAAAUAAGUCUAGUUUUCGAUGGCUGCUGCAGUGAGCAGUUUGUUGUCUUGCAAUCGCUCAAUAAAUAACUAUUAGAUCGGCAUGUGGACAGUGAUUUCGUGAGCGGUUUUGUCGAUAGUUCUAGUGCACAAACUCCGUGUGAUGUGAUUGAAAGCUUUGUUCCGUGAAAAACCCAUUGUGAAAGUAAGCCUCUUAUUCUUCUCCACCUGCAUGUAGCGAAAGAAAAAAAAAACGAUUCGCUCAAGUGCAAGAAGGGUCACGAAUUCAUGAAGAAACUGCAAUGUGUAAUGUAGUGCAUCAUCAGUGGCAGCAGCAGCAGCAGAACUGUGUCUUGCGAUAAGCUUUGUCGUGUAAUAAUUCAGAAAAUAAAAGGCGAAAGGAAGUGGCGCGACCAGAGCGAAGUGGUGCACGAAAACAAGAAUUGGAUAAAGCAAAGUGAUCGACGAAUAUCUUGUGCGGUCCUCCUAGGCGAGGGAGCCGUCACGGAUCGGAACCAAACGAGCAGAAGCAGAGCCGGCAUGGGUUACGAACUGACGCGCUUCCAAGGUGACGUAGACGAGGAGCUGAUCUGUCCGAUCUGUUCCGGUGUGCUAGAGGAACCGUUACAGGCGGUAGCAUGCGAGCACGCAUUUUGUCGAGCCUGCAUCACAGAAUGGCUCUCCCGCCAGCCAACCUGUCCCGUUGACAGGAAUCCCAUCACAAACAGUAAUUUACGUGCCGUACCUAGGAUCCUUCGAAACCUGCUUUCACGACUCAACAUAAGCUGUGAAAAUGCCAUGUACGGGUGUACCUUGGUACUCAAGCUGGACACAUUGGCCACCCAUAUCGAGGAGUGUGAACACAACCCAAAGCGUCCAUUGCCGUGCGAAAAAGGCUGUGGCUUUGUGAUUCCAAAGGAUGAGUAUAAGGAUCACAACUGUUUCCGUGAGCUGCGCUCAUUAGUGCACAACCAACAGCAGAAAAUGAGCGAACUGAAGAACGAAAUCAACGAUCAGAACCUGGUGAUAAAUGAGCUGAAGCGUGAACUGAACCUGGUGAAGGAUUUUAUGAGGGCGAUGCGCGUAUCGAAUCCCGCGAUGCGAGCCAUCGCCGAUCAGAUGGAGCGGGACGAAGUGACGAGGUGGUGCAAUGGACUGGCGAGGGCACGAGUUACUCGGUGGGGUGGAAUGAUUUCAACACCGGAUGACGCGUUACAACUAAUGAUCAAACGAGCCCUCUCGGAAUCGGGAUGUCCACCUCACAUUCUCGACGACCUGAUGGAGAACUGUCAUGAGCGACGGUGGCCCCGAGGACUGAGCUCAUUGGAAACCCGCCAGAACAACCGACGGAUAUACGAGAGUUACGUAUGUCGAAGGAUCCCGGGAAAACAAGCUGUGCUAGUAUUGCAUUGCGAUAACACACACAUGUCAGAGGACGUUAUGGUGGAACCGGGAUUGGUCAUGAUAUUUGCUCAUGGUAUAGAAUAAGGACUUAUUUUUCUCAUGCUCGGGAACUACUGGGACUACUACAAAAAAACAAACACACAACACUAGACUACCUAACUGCUACAGCAAAUUACUACUACUACAA